Messenger RNA from Trichomycterus rosablanca, 3906 nucleotides. RefSeq names its product ubiquitin protein ligase E3 component n-recognin 7 (gene ubr7). Bases 132 to 1352 code for a protein of 406 amino acids. The transcript has 11 exons. Gene Ontology annotation, cellular component: cytoplasm. The record is from RefSeq and is a predicted model, not a curated record. Gene Ontology annotation, molecular function: ubiquitin protein ligase activity; zinc ion binding. Lineage: Eukaryota; Metazoa; Chordata; Actinopteri; Siluriformes; Trichomycteridae.
UUUGUGAUGUGAGUGUUGUAGGUAGAGGAACAGGAAGUGAAGUGUGUGUGUGUGUGUGUGUGUGUGUGUGUGUGUGUGUGUGUGUGUGUGUGUGUGUGUGUGUGUGUGUGUGUGUGUGUGUGUACACAGGCAUGGCGGAGCAGGCAGAAGAAGGCACCGUGUCUCUGGUGGAUGUUCUGGAGGAAGAUGAGGAGCUGGAGCAGGAAGCAUCAGCGGUGCUCGGUGCCAGUGAUUCAGAGAAAUGUUCCUACCCGGAGGGAUACGUGAAGCGACAGGCUCUGUAUGCAUGCAACACAUGUACACCGAAGGGAGGAGAACCUGCAGGAAUCUGCCUGGCCUGUUCAUACAAGUGCCAUGAAGGUCAUGAAUUAUUUGAGCUCUAUACCAAACGGAAUUUCCGGUGCGAUUGUGGAAAUGACAGGUUUGGAGAGAUGGAAUGCAAGUUAUUCUCAGAGAAAGAGAAGGUCAAUUCAGAAAACAAAUACAGUCACAAUUUCUUCGGCCUGUAUUGCACCUGUGAGAGACCGUAUCCAGACCCAGAGGAUAAGGUUCCAGAUGAAAUGAUCCAGUGCGUCGUCUGUGAGGACUGGUUCCACGGCCGGCACUUGGGAUGUGUGGUGCCUGAGUGCGUGGAGCUUCAGGAGAUGAUUUGCGAGUCUUGUGUGAAUAAAUCACCUUUCCUCUGGACCUAUGCUGCCCACCUCGCUGUGCCUCCCACAAUAAAAGUGUGUAAAGAAGAGGAUGACAGAGAGGCGAAAGUAGAAGUGGAGCAUGAUGAUGAUGAUGAUGAUGAGAAACAGUCUGAUUCAAAACCUCCCAAGAGCCCAGUGCAUGAAAAGCAGGUGGAGGUGAAUGGAACAGCAGGGUGUAAGAGAAAGCAGCAGGACCUGGACGUGUCUGCGGCCGAGAGCUCACACUGCAGGUUCGAGAAGAUUAAAUCCUCAGAGCAGAGGCGAGUCCAGCAGGGUGCCGUGUUCUGGCCUCCCGCGUGGCGCAGCAAACUUUGUUCCUGCCCCGACUGUAAGACUCUGUUUGCUGACUCUGGGGUGUCAUUUCUUCUGGAUGAGACCGACACUGUCCUCGCCUACGAGAACAAGGGCAAAACCUCGGAGCAGUCGAACGGCGCCGAGGGUCGCGACCCGUUGAUGUCGGCUCUGGACAACCUGAAUCGAGUUCAGCAGCUGGAGAUCAUUCAUGAGUAUAACGACAUGAAGACAGAGUUGAAGGAUUACUUACAGAGGUUUGCAGCAGAGGGGAAGGUCGUGACCCCAGAAGACAUCCGCAACUUCUUCGAACAGCAGCAGACUCGAAAGAGACGACGAGCCGACGCCGGUCAGUACUACUGCAGCUGAGCUCUCUUUAAUCCACCCUGCACUAAAGCCUGUCAGCUACGUUUAGUCUGACAUCUCCUGCAUCUCCCCACUGUGCUCGCUUUCAAUAAACACGCAGCCGUGCGUUACGAAGCCACGACGGCCGGCUGAUUAACUGAAUCCAUACGCCUCAUUAGUUCGCUGUUCCCAAAGUCUUUUAACAUGUUAUUUUAUUACUUUUUGUAUUAUAAUUUCAGCAGAUUAAAGAUCAGAGACGUUUUAGUGGAUGAGCAUUUCCCGGGACGUUUUUGUAUCCGUCAAUGAGAAAACAACUCUUUGGUGAAAUCUGUAGUUAAACCAUGUGUCUGGCAGUCGGGGAUUUUCUAGGUCAGUGUGACCAUGUUUUAAAACAUCUGGUCACAUCAGGAAAAAUGACCUCUGCCCACAAAAGCCUGCAGCAGGCCAGUUAGAAUCACUGGUGCUCAAAAUCGUGUCAGUAUUUCAGGGCCACAGGGCGGCAAUUAUAUAAAAAUAUUCAAUGUAUUCAAUGGGUCCUUUCUGUGUGGAGUUUGCAUGUUCUCCCCGUGUCCACGUGGGUUUCCUCCCACAGUCCAAAAACAUGCAGCCAGGCUAACUGGAGACACUGAAUUGUCCUAUAGGUACCUGGCCGCUAGCAGUGUCGGUCCCAAGCCCGGAUAAAUAGGGAGGGUCGUGUCUGGAAGGGCCAAAUGAAUAACGCUGACGACCCCUAACGGGAGCAGCCGAGGGGGAUAGAUUCAAUGUGUAUUUAAUAAACCGUGCUUACACAAUUUACAACAGAUUUAGCCCACAGGUAUCGUUUAGUUUCGUACGUUGGAAGACCACUGUGUGUUUGUAUUCCUUGGUGCUGGUUUUGGACAUGCCUUCACGAAUCAAUGCCUGCACUCUGGCUAAAUUCUGACAUUUCUUCCCUAGAACUGGACGAUAUGAUAACAUAGACUGUCUGAUAGGGAUGUAACGAUACACUCUACCCAUGAUGCGAUGCGAUUCACGAUACGAUUCUUUCCUGAUUUUUUUAAAAAAUUCCUUUUAUUAUUUCUGUUAAAUAAAAUAAAAUAAAAUACCGUAUUUGUACUUAUCUUUUAUUUAUCUAAAUAAUGAAUGCCCUUUUAUUUCUGAGGUAGGUACAAACUAUGCAAAACAAUUUUGAAUUAAGCCCAACUUGGCUGAAAAACCCCGAAUUUGGCAACCAGGCGUAUAGCGCCAGCGACGUCAUCAAGGCGAGGCGUAUAGCGCCAGCGCCCUCUGCUGUUUGAAGUGAAUAUCGAUUUUCUUAUACAUGUGAAAUCAAUUUGAAUCGUGGAAUUUUUUAAUCGGUUAUUAACUGUCUUGCGGUGAAUCGUUACAUCCCUACUGUCUGAUGAUAGAAAAGUGUUCACUCAUAGAGAUGGACGCAUCGGCACAGCAAAACAGUGUUGAUGAUCUUAAACCUUUUAAAACAUGGCAUGUGAGAGGGAGGUUUUUGUCCAAGCUGAACUCGCAAUUGAACUGAAGUGCAUCAGAUAUGUGGUCAAAAACCCAACACUGACCAGGAAACUUUUUGAGUAGUACGACCUUUGAGACUCGGCCCUUCAGCUCGCGGCCAGCUUCUCUCUUCCCUUUAGCACUAGAAUGUACUGCAGCGAGUUUAGAAUAAUAACACCACAUAAUUCUUCACAUCGUUUUCACCAAGUAUUAAAGUCUUCUCAGUAAUCUCCGAUAAUGACGAUGACAAUAAAAGCAUUCAGAAGUACUAAACUGGGGUGGUGCACAUUCAAACUCGCGAGUUGGCAUCACAGCAGAGUUGCCUACCUGGCCUGGCAUCUACGUAAACACGGUCGUAUUCGACGCAACGGUUUGUAUUUGAGUGAGGGAAGGUCGGACUGGGUCUCUUCCCACUGCCUCUGUGAUACGCGAUCUCGAUACGCUGAAGAACUGGCAGGUGAUCAGAAGCGGCUGCAGAUUGGACACGUGUCGGAGCGGGCUUGUGCAGAUCCGGCUCUCCUCGACUAGGGGUUGUGCAAAUGGCAGCGGAUUCACAGUUAGGAAUUGGAAAUGACUAGAUUGGGAGAUAAAGUGGAGAAAAUCCAGAAAGACUGGAGAUUAGGAUGGGAAAAAAAACAGUAAGAAUUUGACUCAUAAAAUGUCCUUGUGAACCUGGACCUGAUCCUUCCUCAUUUCUAUAGAAUAAUAGAACAUACUGAAGUACCACAGCGGUUCUGAGCACCAGUGACCUUUCUCAGAGGUUUUGUCUUGUAGGAGCUUCGAGCGCUCGUCUUGAUUCUUGAAGGUUGAUUGAUGCAGUUUGCACAUUAGCACGUUUAGAAACCCCAACCAAACAACAGCUUAUCGAUGGAUUAGAAACACGUUUAUGCUCACUUAUAAAGGUACACACUUUUAUUAAGCUGGUUUUGCCGCCUGCAUUCGUUCCAUGUUAACGAUCACGUUACAUGCCGACCAUGUACCGAAGGUUUUGACUAAGACAUGAUUUUAUCCUUUUAUCUGUUUACUUUGUAGUUUUUUUUCCUGUGUUACUUUGUAAAUGUAUCUUUAAGAAAUAAACAGAAAUACUUUCAAA